Gongylonema pulchrum is the source of this 351-nucleotide messenger RNA. Lineage: Eukaryota; Metazoa; Nematoda; Chromadorea; Rhabditida; Gongylonematidae. The record is from the annotation of a GenBank genome assembly.
AUGGCAAUGAAGCUGUGUGUGUUUCAGGUGGGUCAGGAUCUGAUGCGUCCGUUUGGCAUGGACGAUGACGAUUUCGAGUUGGAUUACAUCUUCGAGCGCAACGUUGCCACAUCUUUUGCGAUCGUCGACCGGCUCCAGAUGGCCGAUUACAUGCCACUGGAGGACGAUCAAUUCUGGAAACUGGACGGGCCAGGCCUAAUAACAAUGCCACGAACGGGCCUUUCCGGUCAGUGCAAGCAGCACAGGCCUAUCCGGCACGUACCCUCAUAUAGGCCCAAUGAACAUCACGAACUUGAGGAAGGCCGAACACGAUGCAAUGCCUUGAAGAAACGCUGGCACGGAUACGAGUAA